Phodopus roborovskii (desert hamster) is the source of this 907-nucleotide messenger RNA. RefSeq names its product sodium voltage-gated channel beta subunit 2 (gene Scn2b). Gene Ontology annotation, molecular function: sodium channel regulator activity. Gene Ontology annotation, cellular component: voltage-gated sodium channel complex; membrane. Bases 206 to 853 code for a protein of 215 amino acids. The transcript is spliced from 4 exons. The record is from RefSeq and is a predicted model, not a curated record. Gene Ontology annotation, biological process: regulation of sodium ion transmembrane transporter activity; cardiac muscle cell action potential involved in contraction; membrane depolarization during cardiac muscle cell action potential. Lineage: Eukaryota; Metazoa; Chordata; Mammalia; Rodentia; Cricetidae.
ACACCACCCCCCUCUCUAUUUAGCAGCCACAUACAAGUCGGCCAUAUUAGAGAGAUGGAAAUAAAGCUUCCUUAAUGUUGUAUAUGUCUUUGAAGUACAUCCGUGCAUUUUCUUUCUUAGCAUCUAACCAUUCCUCCCUUGUGGUCCUUGGUCCCUCAAUCACCCUCUCCCAUAGCCCACCCGCCUAACAUCACAGUCUCUGAAAAUGCACAGGGAUGCCUGGCUACCUCGCCCUGCCUUCAGUCUCACGGGGCUCAGUCUGUUUUUCACUUUGGUGCCCCCAGGGCGGAGCAUGGAAGUCACAGUUCCCACCACUCUCAGUGUCCUCAAUGGGUCCGACACCCGCCUGCCCUGUACCUUCAACUCCUGCUACACCGUGAACCACAAGCAGUUCUCUCUAAACUGGACUUACCAGGAAUGUAGCAAUUGCUCGGAGGAGAUGUUCCUUCAGUUCCGAAUGAAGAUCAUUAACCUGAAGCUGGAGCGGUUCGGAGACCGCGUAGAGUUCUCGGGGAACCCAAGUAAGUAUGACGUGUCAGUGACGCUAAAAAAUGUGCAGCUGGAAGAUGAAGGCAUCUACAACUGCUAUGUCACCAACCCACCGGACCGCCACCGUGGCCAUGGCAAGAUCUACCUGCAGGUCCUUCUGGAAGUGCCCCCAGAGCGGGACUCCACCGUGGCGGUCAUCGUGGGUGCCUCAGUGGGGGGCUUCCUGGCUGUAGUCAUCUUGGUGCUGAUGGUGGUUAAGUGUGUGAGGAGGAAAAAGGAGCAGAAGCUGAGCACAGAUGACCUGAAGACCGAGGAGGAGGGCAAGACGGACGGUGAGGGCAACUUGGAAGACGGUGCCAAGUAGCUGGCCACCCGCCCAGAAGCCCCUCCCUGUGCCCUGUCUCCUUUCACUCUCUGC